AUGGACGGCUUCCGCUUCCGCCUGAAUUGUGUCGACCACUAUCAGGCCGCUCCCACAGAAUUUGACCCGAAGCUGCACCGCGAACUGGGCCUGCCAUCGCAGCGACACGAUGCAUACCAAGUCCCCGUUAUUCGUGCUUUCGGCGCCACCGAGACGGGCCAGAAGGUUUGCGCCCAUAUCCAUGGCGCAUUACCAUACCUCUACCUAGAGUACGAUGGGAGCUUGGAACAGGAUGCCGUCGACGCGUACAUCCAGAGUUUGCGCAUCUCCAUCGACCACGCGCUUGCCGUUAGUUACCGCCGAAAUGCGUACGACGGCAAAACCAAUUUUGUCGCCCAUAUCACUCUCGUCAAGGGCGUCCCCUUCUUUGGAUACCACGUGGGAUACAGGUUCUUCCUGAAAGUAUACAUGUUGAAUCCUUCAAACAUGACGCGGCUGGCCGACUUGUUGCAACAAGGUACUGUUCUGGCCAAGGUCCUGCAGCCCUAUGAGAGCCAUCUGCAGUAUCUACUGCAAUGGAUGUGCGACUACAACCUGUACGGAUGCGCGUACAUCGACUGCGCCAAAGUGAAGUUCCGCGACCCGGUGCCGGACUCCCUGGAAAUGAGGAAUCCGGCGCACAGGUGGCACGAUCGAUCUAUAUCUCCCGAGUGGAUAUCCGAUGCGGACAGCAUGCCUCGCCAGAGCCACUGUUCUGUCGAAGUGGACAUAUGCGUGCAUGAUAUACUUAAUCGGAAAGAGAUCCACUCGAGGCCUAUCCACCACGAUUUCCAGGAACGCUUUAACCAUCUCGCGCCCGACGAAAAGUAUGUGCACUCCAUGGCCGGGCUGUGGAGGGAUGAGACCAUCAGACGGAAACGUAGGAUGGGUCUGACGGAUCCUGGGAGCAGCCCGUUUCCUCCCGAAGUUCUGGUGACAAUGUCCGCAGACCCACGAGAUACCGGGGAUGGUGGUUGGAUUCAUGAAGAGGAAUACCGGGAGAUCCUGGAAAAGCUUAUAGACGACGAGAGGAAAGUGGAUCAUGGUAGUGAUGUUGGAUUCGAUCACUUUGUCAAGCCUACCGCUCGAGAAUCGGAGAUCAAAACCGUCCUUGAAAGUGUCGAGGAUCUCUUUCCAGAGUCAUUAGAAAUCUUCCACGCAACUCAAAAACCAGCUUUCCAUCAUCAUCAAGCUGAUGGUGCACCUCCGCCGCUUGUCGAUGAAGAGAGUGCUACACAAGUCAAUGAUGAGGAUGCCAUGUACGACUUCGACGACGAGAUCGCACAAGAGACUGCAUUACAUCAAACAGCGGCGGAACGGAAUGUAGUAGGCGUCAAAGAAGGAAGGGAGCCGAACGAGAAGGACACCGACAAGUAUGAGGCUCGCCCUGAUGGGAAUGACCAUGGAGAACGGUUUCAGGAUCCCGAAGACCCUAUAGAACCUAUGUUCGGUGAUGAGGAUUCAGGAACAUUCGACUCGGAGAACGAGUACGGUAGUUUUCAUGAAGAUUUCCUUGAAAGCUCUCUUAAUCAAUCAGGCCAGAAGCAUGGCAUAGUGUCGAUAGCAGCGGGUCUCGGAAAACGUCAGAAGCUGUACAACUUCACAGAACGCUCCAACGAAGCAAGUAGCUCCCCUAUGAGGCUCUCACCUAAUAAACCAACGUUGUCAUCAAAGCGGGUGGCAUUCAAUGACAAAGUUGACGACCUGGCGGAACCCACCAAUAAUCCUUGGAAGAACCCCAGCCAAGAUAUGCCCGCGAGUCAAUCUUCCCAGGGUAGCAUCAAGGCUCAGCAAUCGCACGGACCCAACACUCUCUCAUUCCCUGUCGUCAAGAGUCCCCACGAUCCUGAAGCAGCCCUACGUUUGAGCAAACGCGCUGGGUGGUCUAACUCUCAGAAAUCUCCUCACACACCUUCAAAGUCAUCGUGGCCAAACGAGGGCAAGCACUCCAUUAAUACCUCAUGGAGCGAUGCAAAGACAGGUGCUACUGCAGCAUCAAGCAAUGCACCAGUUUCGCCACAAGUGCUGCAGAUGGCUGAACAGUUGCGGACUGGAUCCUUUGUCAACAGCGGUGCUACUGUGCUCUGCUUUGCUCAGCUCCCUCCAACCGCAGAGGCAGUAUCCUCGACAAUGCUCGAAUAUGGCUUACCACCCGUCAUAUAUCAAAAUGCUCAUUACAGCGAUGAACGCGACGUACCAGACCGGCCUCGUGAAUAUGCUGGACGGGAGUUCAAGCUCGAGAGCACCACUGUUCCGUAUCUCCCACUCUUUGAUCCCACCGGAACUUCGCCAACAAACUUCGGGCAGAAGCCUAGCAUUGUCAUAGACAAAGCCAAAGAAGAUUUCAGGCAUCGUCGACGGAGCAUGAAGUGCUCUCUGUUAAACUGGGAGCUCGCCACCGUACCUCCAACUUAUGCUGAGGUGGAGAAAUGGCUCAAAGAAGAGGAGAACGAAAGAGCUGCUCCUGAUCCUGGAGAAGUCGACGUGGAUCUGGUUGCAGAAGAACAGAAGAGGCUAAGGGCUAAAGCGCACAUUUCACAGAUUGAGGGACCCACUCAAAGAAACCGGCAUGGCUUCAAGUACUCGCAAAAACAAGAGUCAACAAGUGUGAAUCACGAGACACAGUAUAUGAGUAUCAUGAGCCUCGAAGUACACGUCAAUUCUCGCGGAACUCUUCUUCCCGAUCCUGCGAAAGACGAGAUUGCGUGCAUUUUCUGGUGCGUUCAAACCGACGAUGAGUCAGAAGGCGUACAUCUUGGUGUUACGGCAUUAUCAAACAAAGAUGGAAUUGCCAAAAGCAUGGCUCGAAUCCUUGGCUUGGAGGUGCAGUACGAGGAGGACGAACUCGAUCUACUCAACAAGGUGGUGGACAUUGUGCGGGAAUUCGACCCGGACAUCCUGACUGGCUACGAGGUGCACAACAGCUCUUGGGGAUAUGUCAUUGAGCGCGCCCGACUCAAGUAUGAGUACAACCUCUGCGACGAGUUCUCGCGCAUGAAGUCUCAAUCCCACGGUCGAUUCGGAAAGGAGGCCGAUCGAUGGGGCUUCACUCAUACGUCCACCAUCCAAGUCACUGGCAGACACAUGAUCAACAUAUGGCGCGCCAUGCGAGGAGAGUUGAAUCUGCUGCAGUACACCAUGGAAAACGUCGUGUUCCACCUUCUUCACAAAAGGAUUCCGCACUUUACACACCAGGACCUGACCAAGUGGUACCAAGGCGGUAAACCUCGCGACUUGGCAAAGGUACUUGAUCACUUCCUGUCGAGGGUUCAGUUAAACAUCGAUAUCCUGGAAGCCAAUGAGAUAAUAGCCCGUACAAGUGAACAAGCACGUCUACUUGGUGUCGACUUCUUCUCCGUCAUCUCUCGAGGAUCUCAGUUCAAGGUUGAAUCUCUAAUGUUCCGGAUCGCGAAGCCCGAAAACUUCCUACUACCGUCUCCAUCGCGAAGGCAAGUCGGUCAACAAAACGCACUCGAAUGCUUGCCUCUGGUCAUGGAACCGCAAAGUGCGUUUUACAAUAGCCCUGUGUUGGUCUUGGAUUUCCAAUCGCUCUAUCCGUCGGUGAUGAUAGCAUACAAUUACUGCUAUUCAACUUUCCUUGGCAGAAUCGUGGGCUGGCGUGGGCAGAACAAGAUGGGCUUCACGGAUUUCCAGCGUGAACCGCGACUGCUCGAACUUGUCAAGGACUACGUCAACAUCGCACCCAAUGGCAUCAUGUACGUACGGCCAGAGAUGCGCAAGUCACUGCUGGCAAAAAUGCUGGGCGAGAUUCUCGAGACACGUGUCAUGGUCAAGAGCGGGAUGAAGGUGGACAAGGAUGACCGGGCGCUGCAACAGCUGCUCAACAACCGGCAACUGGCACUCAAGCUCAUCGCCAACGUCACGUACGGCUACACGUCAGCCUCGUUCAGUGGACGCAUGCCGUGCUCCGAGAUCGCCGACAGCAUCGUGCAGACCGGCCGCGAGACGCUCGAAAAGGCCGUCGCUUUCAUCCACAGUGUCGCCGAGUGGGGCGCUGAGGUCGUGUACGGCGACACCGACUCCCUCUUCGUGCACCUGCCCGGCCGCACGCGCGAGGAUGCCUUCGACAUCGGCGAGAAGAUUGCCGCGGCCGUCACUGAGCGCAACCCGCGCCCCGUCAAGCUCAAGUUCGAAAAGGUCUACCACCCCUGCGUGCUCCUGGCGAAGAAGCGCUACGUCGGCUUCAAGUACGAGUCGCGGCAGCAACAAGAGCCCGAAUUCGACGCCAAGGGCAUCGAGACCGUCCGUCGGGACGGGACGCCGGCGGAGCAGAAGAUCGAGGAGAAGGCGCUGAAGCUGCUCUUCCGCACGCAGGACCUCAGCCAGGUGAAGCGCUACUUCCAGGCGCAGUGCCGCAAGAUCAUGGACGGCCGCGUCAGCAUCCAGGACUUCCUCUUCGCCCGCGAGGUCAAGCUGGGCACGUACGCGGACAAGGGGCCCGGCCCGCCGGGCGCCCUCAUCGCCACCAAGCGCAUGCUGGCCGACCACCGCGCCGAGCCCCAGUACGGCGAGCGCCUGCCGUACGUCGUCGUCACGGGCGCGCCGGGCGCCCGCCUCGUCGACCGCUGCGUCGACCCCGCGCGCCUGCUCGCCGACGACCAGCUCGAGCUCGACGCCGAGUACUACAUUUCCAAAAACCUCAUCCCCCCUCUCGAGCGCAUCUUCAACCUCGUCGGCGCCAACGUGCGCGCCUGGUACGACGAGAUGCCCAAGGUCCAGCGCGUGCGGAACGUCGCCACCGCCGCCGCCACCGGGGACGCUGCCCUCGCUGGCGGCGGCGGUGGCGUCGUCAUCAAAAAGACCCUCGAGAACUACAUGCGCUCCGGCUCCUGCUUCAUCUGCCGCACAAAGCUGGACCAGCACCACCACCACCAUCGACCGCCGUCACGACGACAGCAACAGCAACAGCAACGCCAACCUGCAAAACCCACCCACCCCCACCCCCUCCCCCUCUGCCCCGCCUGCCUCUCGCGCCCCCACGCCGCGCUGCUCGACCUGCGCGCCCGCCAGCAGCGCGCCGAGCGCCGCGCCCGCGACGUCGACGCCGUGUGCCGCGGCUGCGAGGGCGGCGUGGCGGCCUUCGGCGACGAGGUCCGCUGCGCCAGCCGCGACUGCCCCGUCUUUUACUCGCGCGUGCGGGCCAGGGCGGGCGUGAGGGCGGCGAGGGGGGAGGUGGAGGAGGUGGCGGCGGCGUUGGAGAGGAGGGAGGAGGCGAGAGAUGGUGGUGGUGGUGGUGGUGGUGGUGGUGGUGAGGGCCUGGAUUGGUGA
Molecule: messenger RNA, 5268 nt
Organism: Diplodia corticola
Lineage: Eukaryota; Fungi; Ascomycota; Dothideomycetes; Botryosphaeriales; Botryosphaeriaceae
Product: dna polymerase zeta subunit
Exons: 2
Coding region: 1-5268 (1755 amino acids)
Biological process (GO): double-strand break repair via homologous recombination; error-prone translesion synthesis
Cellular component (GO): nucleus; zeta DNA polymerase complex
Molecular function (GO): DNA-directed DNA polymerase activity; nucleotide binding; DNA binding
Source: RefSeq, a predicted model, not a curated record